AUGGCGCCCAGAUAUCGUGGGGGUAGACCGACCCUCAGCCAAGGUUUGGACCGUGAGGUCUACCAGGUUGUGCGCAAAAUUAUCGACGAUCAGCCCGACGGCGUGGACCGAGUUCGCCUUACAGUCCCGGUUAUCUAUGCGCGGAUCCGAGGAUCGAAUUCGAGUUUGAACCGGAAGCCGAAGAAAUUGUUGGAGGAUAGUUUGGAGCGGGUUUUGGAGGUGGUGAAGAGUGAUUUGUUUGGUGACGAGGAGGAAGAAUCCGUGGAGGGUGACUUUGAAGGCUUGGAGGAGCCUCCUGCUGCGGAGCCCAAUGGUGUGAACCAAAGCAUUGUCGGCGCAUGGUCGACACCAGCAGCCUCGAAACCUACUCCCGCACCCAAAGCCGAGUCCGCGAGCACAUCCAAAACCUCUUCGAAGCGACGGACACACGGCAGCGAGUCUGUAUCCAAGCGGCGCAAGGCCGAGGCUGCGGUUGACCGAUCACCCCCCACGCACGUCAGUCUUGCAGACCUGGGCGGAUUGGACGAUGUUGUCCAGGAAUUGGGUGAUUUGGUUAUUCUGCCAAUGACCCGGCCACAGGUCUACCUCUCAUCCAAUGUGCAACCUCCGCGAGGUGUUUUGCUGCAUGGACCGCCUGGUUGCGGUAAAACCAUGAUUGCCAAUGCGUUCGCGGCGGAGUUGGGUGUCCCCUUCAUUGCCAUCUCUGCACCCUCGAUUGUGUCGGGUAUGUCUGGUGAAUCGGAGAAGGCUCUGCGUGAGCACUUUGAAGAGGCGAAGCGCCUUGCUCCCUGCCUGAUCUUCAUUGAUGAGAUUGAUGCGAUUACACCCAAGCGUGAGAGUGCGCAGAGGGAAAUGGAGAAGCGAAUUGUCGCUCAGCUUUUGACCUGCAUGGAUGAGAUUGCUCUCGAGAAGACAGAUGGCAAGCCCGUUAUUGUUCUUGCGGCUACCAACCGCCCGGACAGUCUGGAUGCAGCAUUGCGUCGCGGUGGACGAUUCGACAAGGAAAUCAACAUGACUGUACCCUCAGAGCCUGUCAGAGAGCAGAUCUUGCGGGCUCUUACACGGAAGCUGCGUUUGGCAGACGAUUUGGACUUCAAGACUCUGGCCAAGAGAACUCCUGGUUUCGUCGGAGCCGAUCUUAAUGACCUUGUCUCAACUGCAGGUGCUGCCGCUAUCAAGCGGUACCUCGAUAUCCUCAAAUCUAACAGCGGCGAGGAGAUGGAGAUGGAGAUUGAGACCGAGGAAGGAGGAGACGACAUUAUUAGCCCUAAGGUUCGGGAAUUGCGCCGUCUGAUCACUCAUGCCAAGGAGAACCCCAUCGGCGAAGAGACAGAAACCGUUCUUGUUUCCAACGCCGACUUUUUCACCGCACUCCCCAAGAUCCAGCCCUCAUCUAAGCGUGAAGGCUUCGCCACUAUCCCCGAUACAACCUGGGCAGACAUUGGUGCUCUUGGUGGCAUUCGCGAAGAACUGUCCACCGCCAUUGUCGAACCCAUCAAGAACCCCGAGAUCUACGCCCAAGUCGGUAUCACCGCGCCUACAGGCGUCCUCCUCUGGGGACCCCCAGGUUGCGGUAAGACACUCCUGGCCAAGGCCGUGGCCAACGAGUCCCGCGCCAACUUCAUUAGUGUCAAGGGUCCAGAGCUGCUCAACAAAUUUGUCGGAGAGUCCGAACGCGCCGUGCGCCAGGUCUUCGUCCGCGCUCGCUCCUCCAUUCCUUGCGUUAUCUUCUUCGACGAGCUGGAUGCCCUCGUGCCCCGCCGUGACGAUACCCUCUCCGAAGCAUCUGCCCGCGUCGUCAACACCCUCCUCACUGAGCUGGACGGUCUCGGCAGUAGCCGCCAGGGUAUCUACGUUAUCGCAGCUACUAACCGUCCCGACAUCAUCGACCCGGCUAUGCUUCGCCCCGGUCGUCUCGAAACCCUGUUGUUCGUCAACUUGCCCUCCCCGCUCGAGCGUGUGGAGAUUCUUCAAACGCUGCUGCGCAAGCUCCCUAUCGAGUUCAACGAGGACAUGCGCCGGCUUGCGGAGGAGUGCGAGGGAUACAGUGGUGCGGAUUUGGGAAGUUUGUUGCGCCGGGCUGGUUACUCGGCUAUCAAGCGUCGCGAUACUAUCCGUUUGGAGGACUUUGUUACUGCAAAGUCGUUCAUCAGGCCUAGUGUUACGGAUAUGAAGAAGUAUGAGCGGCUGAGGAGGGAUUGGGGAUCUGGUGCUGUUUGA
This is a messenger RNA of Penicillium cataractarum, 2220 nucleotides long. RefSeq names its product putative AAA family ATPase/60S ribosome export protein Rix7. Gene Ontology annotation, biological process: ribosome biogenesis. The transcript has 3 exons. The record is from RefSeq and is a predicted model, not a curated record. Bases 1 to 2220 code for a protein of 739 amino acids. Lineage: Eukaryota; Fungi; Ascomycota; Eurotiomycetes; Eurotiales; Aspergillaceae. Gene Ontology annotation, molecular function: ATP binding; ATP hydrolysis activity; RNA binding. Gene Ontology annotation, cellular component: nucleus.